CGGUACAUCAGCACGGAGCUGGGGAUGCGGCAGCGGCUCUUCGUUGGUGUGCUGACCUCCAAGAGCACGCUGAACACGCUGGGGGUGGCUGUCAACCGCACGCUGGCCCACCGCCUGGAGCGCCUGGUGUACUUCACGGGCACACGGGGCCGCAAGGUGCCCCACGGCAUGACAGUGGUGACGCACAGUGACGAGCGACCCAUCUGGAACAUGUACCAGACCAUCAGGUACCUUCUGGACCACUACGUGAAUGACUUCGACUGGUUCUUCCUGGUGCAGGAUGAUACCUACACGGAGGCGCACCGCAUCAGCCGCCUGGUUGCCCACCUCAGCAUCGACACCCAUCUUUACCUGGGCCGUCCUGAGGAGUUCAUCGGCGGGGACACUGAGGGCCGCUACUGCUAUGGGGGUUUCGGCUACCUACUAUCUCGCAGCCUCCUCCUGCUCCUGCAGCAGCACCUAGAGAGCUGCCGCAACGACAUCCUCAGCGCCCGGCCUGACGACUUGCUGUGCUGGCAGCUGGUGGGGUGGGAGCAUGGGUCAGGGGCGGCCAUGACCCAUCUCUUCUGACUGGUGCAGGGCCUGCGUUACCACUACUUUGAGCUGGGAAAGAAUGUGGACCCCGAACGGGAGACUGACCUCCGUUUCCAGAGCGCCUUCACUGUCCAUCCCGUACUGGAUCCCCUUCAGAUGUACCGGCUGCACAAGUACUUCGCACAGGCGGAGCUGGAGAGAACGUACCAGGAGAUCCAGCAGCUCCAGCUGGAGAUCCAGAAUGCCAGCAGUCUGUCUGCCGACGGGGACCACAGUGCCACAUGGCCCAUUGGCAUCCCACCCCCAUUCCAGCCCAAAACUCGCUUUGAGGUGCUGCGCUGGGACUACUUCACAGAGGAGCAGGUCUAUGCCUGCGUGGACGGCUCCCCCAAAUGUGAGCUGCGUGGUGCCGACCUGGCAGAUGUGGCCGACGUGGUGGCAACAGCCAUGGAGGCAGCCGCCUUUGAGAGCAGUGAGAACGCAGUGCUCACCUUCCUCUUCAUCUAUGACCCCUUUGAGGCCCAGCAGGUCACCCAGAAUGACAUCUUUGCCGCAGUGAAGGCCCAGAUCACCGAGUACGAGCACAAGUAUGCAGAGGUGAAGAUCCCGUGGAUCAGUGUCAAGACAGACGCACCCUCCCAAAUCAAGGUCAUGGACAUCAUCUCCAAGAAGCAUCCUGUAGACACGCUUUUCUUUGUGGCUGGUGUGGGAACGGAGGUCACUGUUGACUUCUUGAACCGCUGCCGGAUGAACACCAUCAACAACUGGCAGGUCUUCUUCCCCAUCCACUUCCAGGGCUACAACCCUGCCAUUGCUUACCACAACCAGGAGCCACCUGCCACGCUGGACCUGCUGCGGGACGCGGGGCGCUUCGACCGUGACGUCUUCCACGAAGCCUGCUUCUACAAUGCCGACUACAUGGCGGCACGCACCCGCAUGGCGGGCGACGUGCAGGAGAACGAGGACAUCCUGGAGACCCUGGACAUCUACGACAUGUUCAUCAAGUACUCCAACCUGCAUGUCUUCCGCGCUGUGGAGCCUGCCCUGCUACAGCGCUACCGGCACCAGGCCUGCAACCCCCGGCUCAGCGAGGAGAUCUACCACCGCUGCAUGCAGAGCAGCCUGGAGGGUGUAGGUUCUCGCUCCCAGUUGGCCAUGGUGCUUUUCGAGCAGGAGCAGGGGAACAGCACCUGA
Molecule: messenger RNA, 1728 nt
Organism: Charadrius vociferus (killdeer)
Lineage: Eukaryota; Metazoa; Chordata; Aves; Charadriiformes; Charadriidae
Gene: CHPF
Product: chondroitin polymerizing factor
Exons: 4
Cellular component (GO): Golgi cisterna membrane
Molecular function (GO): glucuronosyl-N-acetylgalactosaminyl-proteoglycan 4-beta-N-acetylgalactosaminyltransferase activity
Source: RefSeq, a predicted model, not a curated record